This is a messenger RNA of Platichthys flesus (European flounder), 6256 nucleotides long. RefSeq names its product Tnf receptor-associated factor 2b (gene traf2b). Gene Ontology annotation, cellular component: cytoplasmic side of plasma membrane; plasma membrane signaling receptor complex. Gene Ontology annotation, molecular function: ubiquitin protein ligase binding; tumor necrosis factor receptor binding; ubiquitin-protein transferase activity. Lineage: Eukaryota; Metazoa; Chordata; Actinopteri; Pleuronectiformes; Pleuronectidae. Bases 3904 to 5466 code for a protein of 520 amino acids. The transcript is spliced from 11 exons. The record is from RefSeq and is a predicted model, not a curated record. Gene Ontology annotation, biological process: positive regulation of canonical NF-kappaB signal transduction; protein K63-linked ubiquitination; positive regulation of JNK cascade.
GGGAAGAGAAGAGACAGAGUGUGUCCGUCUGCAGGGGCACAGCAAGAACAUGGCGGAGAGCACACACGCACUCAAGAGGCGCGCACACAGAGAGAGUGUGUGUGUGUGUUUAAUAGUUUGUGCUAGAUUUCAGACUGUAGCAUUUAUAUGGCAAAACACUAAAGUGGACCUGCUGAAAGGCAGUGGUUGGCUUUGGGCAGCUUGGUUUAUCCUCUACGUGCUGCUUUGUGAACUUUGUAACUUUGGAUGACUGUGUGUGUUUACACUGUUAUUUGUUCUCCCACAGCUCAGUGUUCAGAGUUGAGCAGUGUUCAGUGCUCACACACAGCUUCCCUUUAGUCUCAACAGGAUGGUGGAGUGGGACAAAGGGACUCAGCGCAUGGUUUCUCCAUGAGACUGACUGGUUUAACAGCUGUUCCCACUGGUUUUCUCGUUUCUACCCUCUCAGUGUUUAGUGGAUACACUUCCCUGGCCACCAGCUUGGGUGUAUUCUUGUAUCUAACGAGGCUUGGUUGCUUUGCUCAAGUGUUUGUCAUGUCAACAGUGUGGUUUGACUUCCUUUACCCUUGCUGUUCAGACUUAACGUGUCUGACCAGGAGAGACAUGUGUGAGGAUAUUGUGAAAUAACGAGGUUGGUCUUCUACAGAGAGAUGUGUCAUCAUACUAGUGUUGCCAUUUUCUUCUGAAAUUCGAAUUUCUGUUCUGUACGUUGUCUGACAGGGAAACAUAUGACAGGGAAAAGGAGUUUCCAGCAUGUUUAAAACCACGUCAGGGUUUUCUGAGAUGUGAGGUGUUAGACAUUUUACCACCUCCGCUGGGGCUUUUCUUGAACUUGAUGAGAAAACACCCAAAGUGGAUCAAGGCAGCUGAAUAAUUAAUUACUGAUCUUAAGUCAGUAUUGCUGUUUUACUCUCCAUGUUACGGGGCGGAAUGUAACAUACAUUUUUUUGUAAUAUUAAUUUAAAAAUGGAAUAAACAAGACUAAACUAUAGAAAUAUGAACCAACAUUGUUUACAAUUGUGAUAGGAUAACAAAAUGUCAGUAAUAAUGAAUAGUUCAAGUAGAGUUAAAAUGCUUUUUAAUGUGAUAUUAAACAUUGGUAGUUAAGAUAAUUGCUUACUUUGGAACAUAACUUUUUAUAAAUGAAUCUUACUUGAGAGAUUGUACAUAUCUUGUGUGUAGCUUGACUGGUUCCACAGUUAUUACUAUUGGCUGAGGGUUAAUUACUGGUCAUAUGCUCAAUUGGACCCAUGUCUCAUAUAAGCAUGAGGAGUUAAGUGACGCAUAUUUCCAGUAAUAGUACACUUAUGAAAAUGACUUGCUGCUCUAUAUUUUGACUUAAUCUCACUUCACUAAUGAUGUUUUAGAAGAUGUUUCUCCUAUUUCUCAACACCAGGAGAAUAGGCUUAAGAGGAAGUUCCCCAAAAAGAGGAUUUGGAUCUUUUUCUACUUCUAUGGCAACAAAAAGUUCACCAUCAGGGUUUAUCCCAAAAUGCGGAGGUUUGCAUGGGUGUCUCCGUACAGAGGCACAUUUCCAAAAAAACUCCCAGGCAGUUUGUGCAAGAUGAAAAGUGUGUUUUGUAACCAAGCAACACUUCGAAUGUAAAUGUGGGUUGGAAAUAUAGAGAUAAUAAUCAACAUGUGUAGGCAUGUCGUAUUUCCCCCACAAAUGUCGCUGACAUUUUGAGUGACACUGAAUACUAAUCUAUGACUGAUUUAAUCAUUGAAGUCAUCAGUGGAUUGGUGCAGACACUGCAGAAAGUGUUUUGCUUAUUUUACAGCACAGAGUUCAAACCUUAGAAACAUUAUCAUGCAACCUUUAGCCCUCUGCCAACAAGCAGAAAUAUUUCAAAGGUUGGAUUUUUUUUAUGUCAUUGCAAACUGAAAUCCAUAAACACCCUCUUAAACAAAAAGUUUUAUAUAUAUAUUGAAUGCUAUUUUCUGAACCUGUAAAACCAGGUUUGGUGGACAUGUGGGCUAUAUCUGUAUAUGAGGACAUCUGCCAUAAGGGUUUUAAAUCAUUUUAAUUUUUAUAUUAUGAAUGCAUUUUGAGUUGAAGUUGCAUCAGGUCAAAUGGAGACAAACUAAAAAGUGUUAAUGGAAAGAAAAAGUGUCAGUGAGCAGAAAAACUGUUACUGAUUGAGCUUGAUUUCUUAUCAUUGCUUCAGUUAACUUCACUCGGUUAUUGUACAACUCAUAGUACAAGAUUUAACCUGCCCCCCAUUUGCUUUAUCCAAUGAGCCCUUCUGCCAAGUUUGUGAGAAGGACCUAGGCACGUGCCAAUCAGGUUUUAAUCAGUCAAGUCAACUGUAACAGUGGUUGAUACUUCUUCUCUAGGCCCACUUCUCAUUUGGUGUAAGUUUCUACUGGCUGAUGUGGUCUGGGGUGUAAAGUUUUAACAUUUUCGCUUUCUUUUCAGCCAUAGACGUCAGUGCAACAUUGUCUUUCUACCAUUAAAGACUUGAUGCAUGAGCUCCCCUGUGCAUUUACCAGCACCGUUGCAUCAUCUUGGUUUAAAUGGAAAGGAAACGUUGCCGGCUUGCGACACCUCAUUAAAACUGCACACCUGUCGACAUUUAUUGUCCCCAGUGUCAUACUUGAUACUUCCACUAGAUGGCAUUAAAUUCCAUUCUUGUGAACACAAUAUAUCAAGACCCCAUUCAGGGAAUUUUUUCAAAUGUGUUACAAAGGUUCAAUUGGACGCAAGAUGAGCCAUGAUGAAAUUAGUCUGUGUGCCCAAGGGUCAAGGUCAUUGUGACCUCACAAAUGCAUUUUUUCCUUGUGACGACACCCACUUGUGAUCCACUGUGCAUUGGGGUAUAAAUAACCACUAGAUGGUAGUGCAACCAUCAUUAUCAGUUACUAGUGAAUAGAUUCCAACUUUUCAGUAGCCUACCCAAAUAGUUGGAUACCCUGGUUGAAGAGAAGUGUUUCGAACAUUUUAAUUUUUUGUGUGUAUAAGUUCACAGAAGUUCAAGAAAUCCAUGUGUUGAGUAAGACUGUACUAUUUAGUGGCAUCCUCUUCCUCCUUCUUUGAAGUAACACAAGUUCUGGCAAAGUUCUCGUAGCAGCGAUGUGUCAUCAACUCUUCUUUAGCUCUGCCAGUUUAACAUUCUCUGAAGGAUUCGUUAGAUAAACCUGUAACCAUCAGAUCUAUUUUGUGACAGAUCAGCAUACCCCCCACAGAUUCAGCCGAUAAGCUGGAAGAAUUUGCGUGCAUCUCAAAUAGACGUUGCAGAUAAGGUCAAAAAACAAACCUAUUUACCUCGCAGCAUGUCUCAGCAGAUUGUGCUCAAGCACAGAGUCCACUGAUGAGCAGUCGAACUUAAUUUAAAACUUAUAUCUGAAUGUAUAUGGUAUUAUGGCCAUGGUAUAUGUAGAGUUUUCCUUCCUUCUUGUUGGCUUAGCAGAGCAGCCAAAGAUUCAUCCCACCAUAUUACCUGUUUGGCCUGUUGACAUCUGGCAAGCGCCUCACGGCUAUAAAAUCCUUGGCUUGUAGGACCACAGCCAUCUGUGAACUGAACUUUGUCACACCCAUACCCAUCCAUCACCAGUCCCUCUGCCAGGAACCCACACACUUACCAGUACAUUUAAUGUGGCACGAUGCCUCUGCAAAUAUUUACUGUACUAGGUGCAAUAGCCUCACUGAGGCAACACAUCAUAUUUUAGCUGUAUAAAUAGCAAUAUGAAUGUCAUGGUUCAGUUGUGCAAUGACAUUACAAUUGGGUGUGACACAUCUUUGAGGCUGUUGCACCCAGAGAUUACUGCUGUCAAGUUGGCAUGUCCACAAUUGACUGCAGGGAUGGCCAAGCCUUAACCGCCAUUUGUCUAUUUGCUAAAGGGCAUGGACGCUUUUCAAAUUCCAUCUAACCAACCCGAAGAGCCCCAGGUGGAGGGACAAGGAUGGCCCGAAUAUCGCUGGACUGUGCAAACUCUUUACCGGGAAUCCCACUCAGUGUUCUCUCAGUGCCCAUGGAGAAUAAAUACAAAUGUCAGCAGUGUCUCCAGGUCCUGAGGAAGCCCGUUCAGGCUCAGUGCGGCCAUCGCUUCUGUGUACACUGCUUCAAGCAGCUCACCAGUUCUGGGCCAAAGCCUUGUGAGGCCUGCCGCCAGGAGGAAAUAUAUGAGGAGCCUAUGUCCAUCCUGCAUAGUAAUGAGGCCUUUCCAGACAAUGCAGCAGGUAGAGAAAUUGCCAGUCUUCCAGCCAGGUGUUUGAACCAAGGCUGCAAUUGGACGGGCUCUAUAAAAGAGUAUGAGGCUCAGCAUGAAGGCCAAUGCGAAUUUGAUCGAGUUCAGUGCGAGGCCUGCAACACCUCGAUCCUGCUCUCGGACAAGUCCCGCCACAAUGAGAGAGAAUGUGAGGCCAGGACUCUCAACUGUAAAUACUGCAAGAUGACUUUCAACUUUAAAGAAAUCAAGGCCCAUGAUGAAAUCUGCCUGAAGUUCCCAUUACAAUGUAAAGACUGUGGCAAGAAGAAGAUCCCAAGAGAAAAGUUCAUUGACCACAGCCGAAUCUGUGCCAAGUCCAAGAGUGCCUGUCCAUUCAGUGAAGUGGGCUGCAAAUUUGUGCUGGACAACGGGAAGCUCAGUGACCAUGAGCACAGCAGCACCAUGGAGCACUUGCGUCUGCUGCUGCCCAUGGUGAUGUCAGUGGGUCGGGUACGUGCAGAGGCUUCAGGUCCCGGCGAGUGGCAGGAGGACUCUGGUCUGGGCCUGUACAGGGCUCCUGAGGAGGGAGUCAGUAUGGACACUGGCGCUGCAGCCUCCCCACAGUCGGUGGACGUGGAAAAGAAGGUGAUUGCUUUAGAAAACAUAGUGUGUGUCUUGAACCGUGAAGUGGAGCGCAGCACUGUGACAUUGGAAGCUUUCUCGCAUCAACAUCGCUUAGACCAGGAAAAGAUUGAGGAUCUGUCAAACAAAGUACGACAGCUGGAGAGGACGCUGAAUAUGAGAGACUUGCAGCUGUCGGAGACCGAACAUCUGCUGCGAGAACUCCAGUUCUGCACCUAUGAUGGGAUAUUUGUCUGGAAAGUUUCCGACUUCGCGCGCCGCAGACAGGACGCUGUUGGUGGGCGGACUCCUGCAAUGUUCUCACCUGCGUUCUACUCCAGCAAGUACGGCUACAAAAUGUGUCUGAGGCUGUAUCUGAACGGCGAUGGAACGGGACGGGGAACGCACCUUUCGCUGUUCUUUGUGGUCAUGAGGGGCCGGUAUGACGCUCUGAUGAAGUGGCCAUUCAGUCAGAAGGUGACUCUAAUGCUCUUGGAUCAGAAUAACAGGGAGCACAUUAUCGACGCUUUCCGCCCUGAUGUCACCUCCACAUCCUUCCAGCGGCCGAUCAGUGAGAUGAACAUCGCCAGUGGCUGCCCGUUGUUCUGCCCACUGGCUAAAUUGGCCGGCAAGAGCCCCUAUUUGAGAGAUGACACAAUUUUCAUCAAAGCCAUAGUCGACCUCACAGGCUUAUAGAUUUCCGGCUGUGGAAGCUGCACUUAGUGUCAUGAAGACGUCUAAAAUGAAUUAUAAUGGUAAUAAUAAUAUUACAUAGUAAUAUGCAUUAUACUAUAUUAAGUAUGUGACCAUAACAUUACAUGAUCGAUAUAUAGAAUCCUAUAAUUGAAAGUCAUGUUAUGAUGGAAACAAUAUAACCCCCACAUUAUGGAGGUUGAUCUGUUGUGUUAUUAGAAUAUAUAUAUCAAUGCAUUCUGUUAGUGUGUAAAGCUUUCAGCAGGCUUUAUGAAGAACAACACUAAAGCUCUGGGGUCUCAUAUAUAAAACAGUUCAUACAAAAAGUGUACAUGCGCACAAAAGCCGGAAAUAGCUUUUCGCAAAAGAUUCAAAUUCAUAAACUGUGCACACGCACACCUUAACGCAACGUGCACUUUGUUCAGUGAUUGUUUGUGAGGUGGAGGUGAAGAGCGGUUUUAUGGGGUAGGAGUGAUGUGAUUAUAAAGCAGAUACAAUUUUUUUUAUUAUAGAUUUACAAACGUCACAAAGGUGAUAUAAUCAGUUUUGGAAAGUUUAUCAUGCACAAUUACAUCAGGAAAGUUCUGAAUACACAAGCAACAAAAAGCAAACCGCCACUGUUUUAAAUAAUUCGUUAACUACAAGUUAUUGAACAGGUCUUACCUUUUGGAAAACGGCAGUCCCUGAGAUGUGUGGCAGAUCCUGCCUGAUGUCCAUGUGCCUCAAAAUUCCGUGGGGGCGGAAGUGUAACAUGAUUGAAACCAAAGACCUCCCAAUUAGUACAAUUUAUAAA